ACGUUUAUACACAUGUAAGGGUCAAUUUGUUGCAUGAUUCUUAUAUUAAUUAAAUUAUUUUUCAUACUACCCAGUGUUUGGCUCUUAUUGGCCUUGCUAUAGUUAUUUUUUUAUUUUAAUCUUAGAGUCUAAUUAACGUGUUUGUUUAUUCCCAAUGAUAUAUUUUGGACAUUUCUGCUGUGUGGGUUAAAGCUCUCCUGUGUUCUCGCUGCGGCCAUCUUGUUUUAUGACGCUAGGUCAUAAGGACGCGAGGUGAAAAAAUACACGCUAAAAAUUCUUGCAAAAUAUGUAGAAAUAAAAGAAUGUACCCAUAAAGUGACACUUACAAUCGAUCGAGCAGAAGUGCAACAUAGUACUUGACGGCCAAGGCGGCUGAUUAGAUGUCAUCGGUGGGCUUUACUCAACAACAUGAGACGCGGCCGACCUCGUUAAAUUCCAGCAAACAACUCAUUUAACACCGCCACGAAACGAAUAUAUGUUCGCGCACAGGAUCAUCUUAAACGAAACUGCGCAAGCCCGCUCGAUACCGAUUUCUACGGAUUUACCAUCUUUCCAUUGAAUUUCACAACGAUCGAUCAUCAAAGAUAGCAGUCGUCAGCUGGCCUCGUAAUGAAGAUGAGUAUCCUCUUAUCAGAGCAAUACGCGUGUAUCAAUAAAAAAAUAAACGACUAGCUGACCCGUUAACAUGCCGAUCGCGAUGUGAACCUCUCGAUGGUCGUCAACGAUAAACGUCAGCUAUAGUAGCUCCGGUCGCGUGGUUGGUUCCGUUGCGAUUGUGGGAGCGUCGACGGCGACGACGGCGACGACGACGACGACGACGACGACGACGAGAAUUAUCGUUCAGAAGUGGAGAUAAGGUCCAACAGUCAUCGUCAUUAGCGUUGCGGCAGUCACCGCCGCCACAGAUCGCCGUCGCAAAUACAGAGCAGUUUAACGGAAUCGGAGUCGCGAUGUGUCAGUGAAUUUUGAAUCAUCGUUCACUCAGCGCGAGUGCAGCACACUUCGUGACACACUUCUUUUUCUUUAUUCUUUAUUCGCCGGUACACAGAAGUUUUCGCAAAAUGACGCAGAAAAAGGAACGAUCGACCGGAAAAAUCGAACUGAAGAGGGAACUAGGACUUUUCAGCGCGGUCAGCAUUAUCCUGGCGGUGAUGAUCGGUUCUGGGAUCUUCGUGUCGCCAACAAGCGCCCUUGAGCGCUCCGGUUCCGUGGGAUUUUGUCUGAUCGUAUGGAUCAGCUGCGGCGUGCUGUCUCUGUUCGGCGCGUUGGCCUUUGCCGAGCUGAGUACCGUGGUGCCGCGUUCCGGCGCCGAAUACGCGUACUUCAUAGAGGCUUUCGGGCCCUUGCACGCUUAUGCUGGUCAGAUACCGGCGUUCACCUGCUCCUGGAUCUACGUGAUGCUGCUGCGACCGGCGGAGGUGGCGGUGAUCAUAUUGACAUUCGCGGAAUACAGCGUACAGCCAUUCUCUGGAUUGCUCGGUGAUCUACCCGCCGAAUCCAUGGCAACGCUGAAAAAGCUCAUAGCAAUUAUGGCAUUGUCUGUGAUCACGUACAUCAAUCUCACUAGCGUGAAGCUCUACGUGAAGGUGCAAAACGUGUUUACCGUAUGCAAAGUGUUUGCCUGUAUAGUGGUAAUAGUCGGUGGGAUAUGGUGGUUGAGUACAGGUCGCACGCAGCUACUCGAGGAACCCUUCCGCGGUACUACCACGUCGGUCGGCGACGUGGCACUGGCUUUCUACAGCGGUCUCUGGGCGUACGACGGAUGGAGUUCAGCCUCGAUCGUCACAGAAGAGAUCCAGAAACCCGAGAUCAACAUUCGUAGGAGCAUACUCAUUGCGGUGCCUACUAUCACCGUUCUAUACGUGUCGAUGAACUUGAUGUACAUGGCGGUGUUAACCAUGCCGGAGAUGAUGAGCGCACCGGCGGUAGCUGUUUUAUGGGCGAAUCGGGUCCUACCACUUUGGAUGGGCUUUCUGAUACCGCUUGGCGUAGCGCUGUCGACCUUUGGUUGCGCUCUUAGCGUGCAAUUCGGCGUGUCUAGGCUCUGUUACGUCGCGGGCAGAGAAGGCCAUGUGCCGCGUGUUUUCAGUUACGUGCACAUCGAGAAGAUGACACCGGCCGCGGCGGUGGCCUUUCAGGGCGUGCUCUCGUUCGUGUGUCUGCUGGUAGGCAACAUAAUCGCCCUCAUCGAGUUCGCCAGUUUCCUCACAUGGGUUUUCUACGGGUUAGCGAUGGUUUCGCUAAUAAUCAUGCGACGGACGAAACCUGACGCCCACAGACCGUACUCCGUGCCUAUCGUGAUACCUUGGCUGGUGCUAGGUAUUUCCAUCUUUCUCGCAGUGUUACCGAUAGUCUACGAACCAUCGGCCAAGUAUCUCUUCGCGCUCUUAUUCAUUCUAGGCGGUAUCGUCGUUUAUCAUAUUUAUAUAUACAAGAAGACAAGAAGUAUUUUAGCAGCUAAACUAACAUAUUUCGUGCAAGCAUUAUGCUUAGUCGUCGCCCCAGACAAAGGAGACUGACCUAUUCCACAACUGGUGUACAUAAAUAAAUCAUGUUUGCUCACGUAACAUUUGAAGAUAUCUACUCUUUUUGAGUUAGAUAUGAAUUUCGUCAUUCGUAAAAAAAUGACACUAUGUUCCAUAAUUAUCUCUUUUAUUACCUAAAAUAGUUUAAUGAACCAGUUUUUGUGCAGUGUAUAUGAAUUGAAUUAACAAUGUGCCUUAAACUAUAUAAGGAUAUUUACAUGCUUACAUAUCUUAAGAAUGUGAUUGAAGUAUUUUAUACAAAGAGUAUGUUAAUAUAACUAAUAUCAUGUUUUCAUACAAGAUGUAAAUGCUUAGGAAAAAUAACAUUUUGUAUACUUGUAAUAUUUUAUAAAAUCAAUAUUACUUUAUGAAAAAGUAGAUAUAAUAAAUGCCGGCCACAGAAUAUGUUAAUUAUAAUAUAAUAAAUUGUAAAAUAUAUAUUUUAUAUAUACAGUAUCGUACACAUUUAUUAUAUCUAACAAUAUUUAUGUAUUUAAAAUAGCAAAUAGCUUAUGGAAAGUAAAAUCUAUACGAUCUA
Odontomachus brunneus is the source of this 3063-nucleotide messenger RNA. Its product is annotated as b(0,+)-type amino acid transporter 1-like. Gene Ontology annotation, biological process: amino acid transmembrane transport. The record is from RefSeq and is a predicted model, not a curated record. NCBI's taxonomy places the organism in Eukaryota, Metazoa, Arthropoda, Insecta, Hymenoptera, Formicidae. The coding region runs from base 1062 to 2519 and encodes 485 amino acids. Gene Ontology annotation, cellular component: membrane. Gene Ontology annotation, molecular function: L-amino acid transmembrane transporter activity. The transcript is spliced from 4 exons.